Molecule: messenger RNA, 1656 nt
Organism: Aspergillus calidoustus
Lineage: Eukaryota; Fungi; Ascomycota; Eurotiomycetes; Eurotiales; Aspergillaceae
Source: the annotation of a GenBank genome assembly
AUGGCAUCGAUCAAGUCAAAGUAUGUCAUUGACCCUCCCACAACAGACCUCCUCUCGUACCUCUUCGACGCCCCCUAUAACGCGCACGGCGGCUGGCCAGACAAAGAACCACUCCUCGUCUCAGCGAGCAAUCCAAACUUCUCAGGCUACACAAUCGAGGAAAUCAAAUCAAUCGUGAAAGCCCUGGGCUGUGGCCUCAACCUGCUUGGUACCCGGGGUAAGCGCAUCAUGGUCUACGGCACGGACAACAUCCAUUUCUGCCUGGCUGUGCUCGGAGUAAUUGCAGCAGGCGCAUCGUGCAACGUGCUUGCUGUGAGUCCUGUGGAUUACCUUGUCAGUAGAUUGCGCCAGCUGGAUUGCGACACUAUUCUCUUUGCGCCGCCGGAUGUGGAUACUGUGCGUGCUGCAGCAGAGGAGUUGGGUAUCCCGAAUGAGAGGCUCUUUAUCGUGGAUGAGGCUCUUGACAACUCGGAGACAACGCUUGCUGUCGGUGGGAUUCGGCACUGGAGCUCUCUCUUGGAUACACCUGGCCGUGCGACGUACGAGUGGCCGAAGCUCUCGCCCGAGGAAGCGAUGACCACGACUGCGUUCCUUAUAUACACUUCGGGGAUAACCGGGACAUCCAAACUCGCCGAACGAACGCACUACAGCCUAAUCGGCAGCAUCGAGUCGACGCUCCACCACAUCAACCUCGAAAAGACCAACCGCGAAACCAUGGCCUGCUGCUACAAAUUCUCGGGCCUCGGCUUCCUCAUGCUCGGUAUCCUCAUCCCGCUAAAGGGGCGCUACAAGACUAUAUUCCCGGCUCCCUUUGCGCCGCCGGCAUUUGCGGAAUCUGCGCAGCGAUUGAGGCCGACGAUCCUCGCCGCACCGAAACAUCUCCUUCGCGCCAUACUAGCUAUGCCGCAGAGACCUGAUCUUAGCACAGUGCGACAUGUACCGACGGGCGGGGCGGUCAUUUCGUAUGAGCUCAUUUCGGAGUGGCAGGGGGCUUUUGGGUCGCAGGUGCAGAGUUCGUAUGGGAUGACCGAGGCCGGCUUCUUCGCAACGCCCGAACCAACGCAUGCCGUCCGGGACGCCGCGGUUGGAAGCUUGCUACCAAAUGUCGAAGCGAAGAUUCUGGAUGAUACCGGCUCACUGCUACAACGGAACGAGAGGGGGAACGUAUACAUACGCACGCCGUUCGUCAUGAAGGGGUACCUUGAUGAGCCCGCUCAGACUGCAGAGACGGUUAUGGAGGAUGGGUGGAUUCGGACGGGCGAUAUUGGGUGGGUUGAUGCGGAGGAUCGGCUAUAUAUUGUUGGUCGUUCCAAGGAUCUAUUCAAGAUCAACGGCGACAAUGUCACGGCAGCGGAGAUCGAGGCGGCGCUUCUGCUGCAUCCGGAUGUCCAGGAUGUUGCUGUCAUCCCAGUGAUUCUGCCAGGAGACCCAGAACCCGUCCCCCGCGGCUACAUAGUCAAAUCCGACAAAUCCACCCUGACCCUCUCCGAACUCGGCUGCUGGAUGAAGGACAACCACCCUCCGGAAUUGUCUCUUCUCGGCGGCGCGUCGUUUAUCGAGGCUAUCCCGAUUGCAAAUGGCGGAAACAGCAAAGUCGACCGACAACGCCUCGUGCAGCUCGCACAGCGGGAGCUUUCUCUGUCUAAUGGUAACUGA